AUGAGUGAAUAUUUAUGUGCCAAAACUGAGAGCAACGAAACCAUUGCCGGCUCUUCUCGAGAACAAAAACAAACAAAAGUUUCAAACAUUAAAUAUAUUCGUCAAUCAAUUACUAAAGAAGACAAUGAAGAAGAAGAGGACGAAGAGAGCGAACCUAUUGCUGAAGAGGAGACCAAACUGAACGUUAAUACAAUCACAUGUCGGCCCAUAUCUGAGUCCUCGUUUGUCAGUGAAAUGAGUGUUUCCAGCGGUUCCUUAAGUGACCCAAACUCUCCGAUGUGUAAAAUAUGUCACAUGAAUGCUAAAGACAACGAUCCCCUCAUCUCUCCCUGUCGUUGCUCCGGAACCAUGCAAUUCAUGCAUUGCGGGUGUCUUAUGAGAUGGCUUGAGAUCACGUCAAAGAAGUCACGUAAACCUUUAAGCUGUGAAUUAUGUCAAUAUCAAUAUCAGUGGCACAAAAAAUUUAAGGUGAAUCACUGGCAACUGCCUCACUGUUCCCGAAACGACAAGAUAUUGCACUCACUAUUUGUGGUGUCGUUGAGUGUAAUGGCCUGUUGUGCUGUUAUAACCGUCAUGUGCUUCAAGCAGGACAGGGGUCAGCGCAUAGACCCGAACCGGACUGAGUUGUCUCAAUCAGAGAUAGUGACACUCAUUUGUGGUGUUCUCUUCUUUUUGGCAUUUUUUAUGGCAAUGUAUGUGGAGGUGAAGGCCAGGAAUACCAUAUACAAGCUGUUCGUCAAAUUCAUUUACCUCAACCAACAGUGGUAUAUCGACGAGUACCACAACAAGGACUGCGCCCCCGUCCACUACUAUUAA
Messenger RNA from Medioppia subpectinata, 816 nucleotides. The record is from the annotation of a GenBank genome assembly. Lineage: Eukaryota; Metazoa; Arthropoda; Arachnida; Sarcoptiformes; Oppiidae.